Messenger RNA from Pieris brassicae (large cabbage white), 4596 nucleotides. Its product is annotated as hemicentin-1-like. Bases 203 to 2644 code for a protein of 813 amino acids. The transcript has 17 exons. NCBI's taxonomy places the organism in Eukaryota, Metazoa, Arthropoda, Insecta, Lepidoptera, Pieridae. Gene Ontology annotation, molecular function: protein binding. The record is from RefSeq and is a predicted model, not a curated record.
CUGUGUUUACGCGGUGUGCGAUCAUGGUGAACUUUAGGACAUUCUGUGUAUAAAAUUGUGUGUAACUUUUUCGUAUUGUGUGUGUAUUAUAAAACUGACUCGGAUUAAACUUUUUGUGUUAGUAUGAGGAUUUUAUUCUGGAUUACGGAGCGGAUGAAAAUGUAAUCCUAAGAACGGAUGUUGGAAUUAAAACUGAGUUGCGAUGGAGUGUUCCAUUGGCCCAACCCGGGUGAUAUCCCUGUGGACUCUACUCAUAGGCAGCUUCAAUAUAGCAGGGCUCCGUCCGGGACCGAGUGUCAGAGCUGAGUCACUGGAUGCGGUCAACCUAUCAGCAGUGUCAGGAGGCGACGCGACACUCCCUUGCGACACUCGCUCUCCGCAGCCUCCUGACGCCUUGUUACUUGUCGUCUGGUAUAAGGAUGACGUGCCGAUAUAUAGCUACGAUGGCCGAGUUAAGGGACCCACAGCGCAUUGGGCGGACGCGUCGCUCGGAGGGCGGGCAAGGUGGCACGCGUCACCACACUCCGCGCUCAAAAUACGUGACGUUGUCCCAACCGAUCGUGCCCUGUAUCGGUGUAGAGUCGACUUCAAAGUAUCACCAACCAAGAAUCAUAAGCUAAUGCUACAUGUUAUAGAAUUGCCAGAGAAACCGAAAAUAUUUGACGAGAGUGAUAAAGAAAUUGUCGGCGUUGCCGGCCCCUACAUCGAAGACACCAAUCUCAGACUUACCUGUGUUGUAAGUGGAGGUAAACCCAUGCCGCGCGUUCGCUGGUGGCGCGGGGACAAAAUGGUGUCAAAGCUGGAUCCAAUCGAAGAUGGUUCUUUACUCAGUACGCUAGAACUAAAGAUACCAAAACUCAAAAGGGAGUACUUUGAGGCUGUCUACACAUGCGCUGCUGAUAAUACUGCGCUGGUGCCGCCAUUGCGCGUCAAUGUGCAGAUCCAAUUGUUUCUGCGACCACUACUCGUGGAGAUUUUGUCCAGAGAACAACCACUAUCUGUUGGUAAUGAAGCUGAAUUAGCCUGCAGAGCAAUUGGUGCAAGACCACCUGCUGUGAUCACUUGGUGGCUUGAUAACAAGGAAAUGACGGUCACUGACCCCCAAAAAGAUUCAGAAGACCGUAAUGAAACAAUAUCAUUUCUUCGAUGGACACCUCGUAUGGAAGACGAUGGUCACACUCUUAAAUGCCGAGCUACGCACUCUAAACUCGAGCACGCUACUCUUGAAACGAGUAUAAAACUGGAUUUACAUUUUAUGCCGAUUGUGACGCUACAGUUGGGGUCCAAAAUGAACCCUAAUGACAUAGAAGAAGGCGAUGAUGUGUACUUUGACUGCAUUGUAAAAGCAAACCCACCUGCGUAUAAAGUUGUAUGGGAACAUAAUGGCCAAGUGAUGACACACAACCAGCGCGCGGGAGUGAUUGCCGGCUCAGCACAUCUGGCGUUGCAAGGUGCGUCAAGAGAACAAGCGGGGAAGUAUGUGUGCAUCGCUUCCAAUGUGGAAGGUGACGGGCGGUCGGAGCCCGUUAAUUUACAGAUAUUAUAUAAACCAGUCUGUAAAACCCCAAUUAAUGCAAUUGUGGGUGCUGCCAUCAACGAAGCUGCAAAGGUGACGUGUGAAGUAGACGCAUUUCCACCACCUAAAAACUUUCAAUGGGUUCUUAACAACACUUCGGCAACAAAGGAGCUUGAUACUGGUAAAUUCACCGUCGGGCCAGGACGAUCCGUACUAACAUUCAUUCCAACGGCAGAAACUGAUUACGGAUCUCUAUCUUGUCGGGCUACGAACCUAGCUGGCCAGCAAAUCGAACCAUGUAGAUACACCCUUCUCCCAGCAGUCAAACCAGACCCACCUACGAAUUGCUCAGCAAGAAAUUUGACGGAUGAUUCUGCAGAACUGCGUUGUGCUGCUGGUUACGAUGGUGGUCUACAAACUACUUACUUCGUGGAAGCAUGGGCUGCAGGCGAGUUAAUCGCCAACGUAUCAACGAUAACUCCUGUCUGGAAGCUUCAAGGCUUGGGCUCUGAGACAGCUUUGAAGCUGGUUUUCUACGCAAAUAACGCACGAGGCCGAUCAGAAGUUACUACGAUCAGAGUGCAUACAUUGUCAAGACUUGCCUUACACACAGAGGCGAAAAGCAACCACGUCGGUGUUGAUACCAGCUGGGCUCUCGGCAUCAUUGCAGGCAUCAUAGGAACACUUGCAGUACUGGCUACUCUAGCUCUACUCGCGAGGAAACGACAUAGACCGCUUCAGUAUGAAGCACCGGUACAAACGGUAAAGGCGUAUAAAGGAUCAAUGCAAAGUGCGAACCACUCACCCAUAGGAGACGACAAGAACCCGGACGUAGUUCCUCUAGGAAAGGACUUCAACUGUACGAGAGAUUGUGAACGACCGCCUGAACCGCCACCCUAUGCUGCAGUUGUCUCGCCACCGGUUGGUUCAUCCCGUAGCGCACACAGCUUGCACGAUACUAGAUCAAAUACACCCCAUACACCGAACACGCCGGCGUCUGAUGCUCAGAGCAUCGGAACAUUGGCUGAUGAUCGGAGAAGUGUGACAAGCGGCACUCUCUCCCGGCGGAGAGAAGUUGUUACUACGAGGACACCUCUACUGGCCAACGCUAGAGAGAGCUGUGUAUAAAUAGAUAGUCUGUAGAUAGAACCUCCAUAGCCUAAGGCCUAACUUGGAAAAUUAUUAUCAAAAAAUUAAUGUUGCACGUUGUACUAAAUAAGACAAUCGCUGAUUGUGUCACACAGUGGUAAUAAUUAUCAUCAAAGUAUAUAUAUGAAUACAGUUCUUAAGUAAACCAGUCAUACAAUUAAAGCAACGACUAGCUAUAUUUAUUAAGAUAGGUUUGAGAGUUUUAUUUAAUUAUUUUGAAUAUCACUUUGGUUUAAAUACUUGAUGAAAUUUAAGGGGAAAAAAUUGCUAAAAGAUUAUAAACACAAUGCAAAAGGAUAUUAUUUUGUUUUUAAAGCUAGAUACAAUUGAGAUAGAAUGAAAAAUUUGAAUCAUUUCAAACUGUGGAACUGAAGCUCAGAGUACAAAGGGGCUAAUUCUUUGAGCAAUAAAGAAAAUUCUUUACAAAGAGAAAUGCCUCGGCAUUCAAAUGGUAAACAUACAAAAAGUCCUAGUUUAAAAUAUUAUAAACGUUUAAUGACAGUAUUAAAAUUGUUUAUCCCUUAAACCUGUUAAUUGAAAUCUUUUCACGAACGAAAUCACUUGACACGUUAAACAGAUUGUCUUUAAUGAAUAAAACGCAUUGAAAUGAUGCAGUCUGGUAGUUUAUUCAGUCGCAAAAAAUACUUUUUGUUAUUGUUAGAAAAUAAAUUAUUUAAACAAAACAAUAACGAAAAAUUCAAGCAAAUUGGAGGUAUUUUUUACUUUAACCAUUUAGAUGGCGAGUUGCACUCGAAUAUUAUUGGAAAAGCUUGUUACCUUUUUUCCAUUCUACCGUGGCUAUUUCAAAUUUUUAUUUAAAAAACAUCAAGAGCACUAUGCCUCGUGUUGGGCGUCAAGCGGUGCAUAGGUCGUGAAUAAAACAUAGGAAGCUCGCAUUGACGCGCCAAGCCUAGAGUAGAAAUAGACAGACGUGACAAAGGUUUUAUAUUUUUUCUGCAUAUUUUUACAGUUUUAAAAUUCUUCGUGUUAUUCUCGCUUUUAUACAAUGCGUUUUAACUGGUAUGACCUAAAUGACUAUGACGUCGAACUUACAUCUCAACUGUCUAGUAAAUGAUUAAACCAAAAACAAAUACUAACAGGUUUUAAUUUAUUAAAAAUAACUUAAAUAUAUUUUAAAUGUGAGACUUGGGUAUCUGAUAUGAAAUGUACAUUCCUUACGCUCACUACAUCUGUAGACCUUGCCUAGCUUAUCGCCUACUGUAAUGUCUACGCCGUAGAAAAUUCUUGCAAUCCUCGUAUCCUACGCGUAUCAUGUAACUCACUCCAAAUACUUCACUGAAGUAUUUUCGAAUAUAUUCGUCUUAGGGACCUUCAAGAACAGAGAGUCCAAUUGUUAAACGGCAAUGCACUAGCGAGCACUCUCGCAAUAUGAGUGCCCAUGCUGUAUAACUUAAUAUCAAAUAAGCCCCCUGCCCGUUUCUCCUGUUAUAUAUUUUUUUAUAAAUAUAACAAAUUUAACGAAUUAGGUCCGUAUGAGAAAAAGCAGCCUUCUUACCUAAAAACCACCCGUACUCCAUGGUCUUGAGUCUCUUCCUCAAUUGGAAUAAAGUUGAAAGAACCUUGCCCUUUUAACUGAAUCAAAAAUUUUAUAUUAAAAUGGAAUGUUUAUCAUAUAAUCCGUAAACUAAAGCUGGCACACUAGAUAUUAAAAAUAGCGCAUACAAUUUCUGCUCAAAUAAAAACUGUUUCUCUGUUGAGAAAUGUGGGAAAACCAGAAAACGGGCCAAGGCUGAGCGGAGCGCUUUUAAUCUAUUUGUACCAAAAUAAAAUUAUGUUGCAUAAAAAAAAAUUCGCCCGAUGUCAAAUAUAAAAACACUAAUAUUAGCUAAAUUUCUUUUAUAAAAGACUGUUUCCCUAUUUGUCUAGAUAGUAAUGAAAUUUAACUGUUGUAUAUAAAUAUGUAUAUAAGU